UGCCAACCGCUAUAAAACAAUAGAAGAAGACGACGAAGGAAACACACAUACACACACGGUCACGGAGCUUCCUUCUCUACACGGGCUUAGAAGCUCUUAUAUUCUGUGUGACCUCACUAAAGUGUCCUGAUUCUUUACACCUCUUAUAAUGAAAACCAGACGGCGCUCUUUAAGAAAAUCUCCACAGACUCCUGCUGCUACUGGCUCAGAGAUGUACCACUGCUCAGAUUGUGGGGAGAGUUUUACUAAAAGUCAUCAUCUCCAACAGCAUGAGCGCAUUCAUACAGGAGAGAAGCCUUAUCACUGCUCACAGUGUGGGAAAAGUUUUACCCAACGAUGUAAUCUCCAACAGCAUGAGCGCAUUCACACAGGAGAGAAUCCUUAUCAAUGCUCGCAGUGUGGGAAGAGUUUUACUUUUCAGAGUAGUCUCAAACGACACCAGCGUAUUCACACAGGAGAGAAACCAUAUCACUGUGGACAGUGCGGGAAAAGUUUUACUUUUCAGAGUAAUCUCCAACAACAUGAGCUCAUUCACACAGGAGAGAAGUCGUAUCACUGUGGACAGUGCGGGAAAAGUUUUACUCAACCAUGGACUCUCCAACAACAUGAGUUCAUUCACACAGGAGAGAAGCCGUAUCACUGCUCGCAGUGUGGGAAAAGUUUUACCCAACUAUGUAAUCUACAACAGCAUUUGCGCAUUCACACAGGAGAGAAGCCGUAUCACUGUGGACCGUGUGGGAAGAGUUUUACUUUUCAGAGUAAUCUCCAACAGCAUUUGCGCAUUCACACAGGAGAGAAGCCGUAUCAUUGUGGAUUGUGUGGGAAAAGUUUUACUUUUCAGUGUAAUCUCCAACAGCAUUUGCGUAUUCACACAGGAGAGAAGCCAUAUCACUGCUCGCAGUGUGAGAAAAGUUUUCGUGACCGGAGGACCCUCCACAGCCACCAGCAGAGUCAUACAGGACAGAAGCUGUACCUCUGCGGACAAUGUGGGCGGAGCUAUUCGCUUUCAAGUUCAUUAAGGACACACAAGUGCUCCAACAUAAAACCAUCAGACAUUAAUGUCUCAAAUUAACAUGUUUUUAAUUUACCUUUUUUAAAGGGGAGGUAAAGAGACAUUCAGGGAUUAAACUAUAAUAUUAUAUUAUUUGUCUUGUAUUCUGUUGCAUGUGAUUUAUUGCUUACUCUCUGGGUUUUAGCAAAAUUAAUGAUUUUAUGUUGUUUUCCUGUUCCCCUAACGCUACAAUACCACUCAUGGAAUACACAUAUUAGCUUUUUAAAAUGUCGCGUUGUGCAUACUGUUGAACUGAACACCAUUUUUAGUGACAGGAUACAAAUUCUGCCAGAUUUCCUAAUGUUUGUGAGAUUACCAGCCAAGAUCAAGGUGUAGUCACAGAGUUUGGGGGUGUAGUCAUCAAGUCCCAAAAUUUUUCAGUGACUGGAAAAUUGGGCUUAAAUUCAUGUAGUGUGCACUAGGCUUACUGUCACCUCUAUUGCUAAUGCUGAAUAAUAGGCCUUUAUAACUUUUAUAACUGAAAAUGAUUCAAAUAUUCUGUUCGCAAUAAGAUCUUAUCAAACAUAUCUAGAUUUAACUUUAUUUGUCUCCUCCUGGAUAUAUUUGUUUCUGUGUUUCGACUGUAGAUAGUUAAUUAGCAGCAGACCUGUUCACAAGUCCCUGAGGUCCAAGUCAAGUCUCUGAGGUGGAGUCCAAGUCAAGUCUUUGUUCUAUUUUUCGCAACAGUGUAUGAGGCUAAAUCAAUUUUGAAAUAUUAAAACUGAUUACUUCUACAAUAUGUCUUGUU
Molecule: messenger RNA, 1799 nt
Organism: Ictalurus punctatus (channel catfish)
Lineage: Eukaryota; Metazoa; Chordata; Actinopteri; Siluriformes; Ictaluridae
Product: zinc finger protein 239
Exons: 3
Coding region: 149-1072 (307 amino acids)
Biological process (GO): regulation of transcription by RNA polymerase II
Cellular component (GO): nucleus
Molecular function (GO): DNA-binding transcription activator activity, RNA polymerase II-specific; RNA polymerase II cis-regulatory region sequence-specific DNA binding
Source: RefSeq, a predicted model, not a curated record